This is a messenger RNA of Toxorhynchites rutilus septentrionalis, 5965 nucleotides long. RefSeq lists its product as uncharacterized. The transcript has a single exon. Lineage: Eukaryota; Metazoa; Arthropoda; Insecta; Diptera; Culicidae. Bases 234 to 872 code for a protein of 212 amino acids. The record is from RefSeq and is a predicted model, not a curated record.
GGAAUUUAGACAGCAACAAAUUUUCAUCGAAAACCUAUGGCAGGAACGACACUGUUAAAUACGCGAAAGUGUCCGAAUCUGCUAGUAAUCUGGAAAUUUCACUUUUGUCCAGCACUCGCUUAGAUAGUUAUCAAACUAAUAAUCGUAAUAAUAAUAACAGUAAAAGCGAUAAUAAAUCAACCAAUGAUAAUAACAAUGCACGCCAAUUAGAUCGCAAUAAGUCAAUUGAUACAAUGAUAGUGAGCACUAGUGAGCAAUCUGCAAGCGUUAGGGCGGGAAAAAUUAAAAUUCGUCGCAAUUCUAGUUUGAUUAGUUUCAAGUCGCUGGAUAUGAGCCUGAAAUCUAUCUACUCAUCUAUAAAAACUCAUAAAAGUACCAUUGAUAAAAGUCGCAAAGAAUCGACAUCCACUCAGAAAACAAGUUGUAUUCUUCGCGCUCCAUAUCUCAAGGUGGAAACUGUUGAAAAUGAUGAAUCACAGAAACUACUUCUAACUUAUGCUCAAUCGCCCGGGGGUUCUCAGCAUCGAAGAAGCUUCGAUACUACAAGUUCGCAAUAUCUUAGUACGCAAACUAACUAUCAAGAGCUGUCGCAAUCUCCAAACAGCAGUUCGCCAUAUUUAUCUGUAAGUACCGGAAACAUACGACGUUCGUCCACGUCCGAUAUACUGGCAGACAGUAAUAGUAGUAAAAAGAGUUACGUUAAACAAUCGUCUUGUGGAUCAGUGCUAGAAAGUCGCAAACCGAGUACAUCUGAUAUGCUUCGUAAGGCUCGUGAGCGUAAAGGAAGUGAGGGAAAAAUAGGUCGUAGUAUAUCGCACUGUGGUAUCUCGAGGGGCGGAAUGAGAAAUCGUCGUACUAGCAUGGCAUACUAGCACAUUGUUGACUGUCAAAAGAUAACUCGGUAUUCCAAAGCACUACUUCGUAGAAUUUUCAGUCAAAAUGUGUAAGAUAUGUAUAUUCUGCCUCAAAAUCCAAAGUUGACAAGUGUGAUUUUUUAUGUGAUUGUCCAAAGCAAUAAAAUCAGCAAUUAGGUCUGACGAAAACUAAUGAAAAAGAGAAUCAACAUCAAAAUAUAGAUUUUUUUUCUAUAAUAUCGUUUACCAGUUCAUUGAUGUUCUACUAGUUGGAAAGUGCAAUAAAUAAAUUCGAUUACUGUUCGCUUUUUCAUUAUGCCUAGCAUUAGUUUCUAAAAUAGAUGGAAAGCUCAAUUUAAAGCUCUGUCAAAUCAAUUUCAAACGGCAAAUAACAACAAAUGUAGGAAGAAUAUCAAUCACUUGUUGAUCAUAAACGAUAAAAUUUUUGAGUAUAAUUUGAAAUCUCUGACUGUGAUUUAAUAUUGUCGUGUUGUCCAACUGAUCAGAGGUGGGAGCAAGAUGGUGAGACAUUUUCGGUUAAUAAUCGAAAGAUUAAAAAAAUAAUUAUGCCUAUGCGAUCGUUUGAAGUGACAUUUAUUGGCUGCUAAAGAGAUAAACAGUUCUUAGCCUCAGCAAAAUAGAUUAACCUCUAUAGUAUUUUUACGAAACAAAAACGAAAUGGAUUCAGAAAGAUAGUGAGGAAAAUGUAGUAAACCGAAAUGAGAUGCCAUUUUUUCAAGAAUCUAGUUUGAUUGCAUUUCACAACCGAGAACACUAUAACUAAACAAUAAUAUUCUAUAAAAUACGAUUCUAGCUAUGCCGAAAGUGCAUCUUUUAGAAUAAAACUAUUCGUUAUAAUCAAAUGAUGAAUUAUAUAAACGUAGAAAGCAAGCACUCGAUAGUUAAAAAUUAAUAAACAGUAGGAAUAGUAUUUCUAAACUAAUUUUGAAUACAACGUUAAUCUAUCGAAACCAGUUUAUAUAUUUAUUCGAACCUUGAUGAACUAUUUUUGUUCGAGAUGUCAUGGAUUUUUGCAAGAAUGUGAAAUAUUAUUCUAUCUAGUAAGUUUAUUUAUAUUAAGAUGUGUGAAUAGUUUUAUUGGGAAUGUGUUUCAGUUCCUCUCUGAUACAUUUUUAUGUGAUUAAUUGAAAAAAGCAAUAUGGAUGAUCUUGUUGUUAUUCAUCGCAAUGCAUUCAAGCACACGGGAGAAAUAAAAUGGUAAUUCUAUAUUAUCACUCGGUUCGGAAGCGGAAUUCACCACAAAAUAGUUUGGCGAUGCGAGUGGCUUGUUGAACACGCCUACUUCGCUCAAGUUUGUCCAGAUUCAGUAGGCAACAUGGGGUUGCAUAUGGUGGCAGGUUUCGCGGAUCACGUCAAGGUUUGAGCGUUAUACGAUACGUGAUACGGCAUCCGGUUAAUAGACCAGUGGCCAUCGACUAACGAGAACUCAAACAGAAGUGCUUCACAAGUUAAUAGCUCGACUAAUAAACCUAGAUUAGCGAUAGUACCAAUAUCACUCCUAAUAACGGUUAUUGACAAUAGGAGAAACUGGUUCUAUUUAACAAAAUUUCAGCCUCAUUAAACUGAAACCAACAUUAUAAGUUACAUUGCCACAUUAUAUGUUACAUUGCCUACCCAGUCAAAAAGCGUGCCAAUGUUAACGUGUUAAUGUGCCGUCUAAUAUCGAGCAAAGUUUACUGUCGGAUGGAUUUUGGCCGAACGGAGUUUCUAUAGUUCCUUUCUUAGACCGGAGAUCCAGCUACUCCAAACCGAUUCGGAAACAAUCACGAAUGAACCGAAUCGAACCCACUGUGGAUAAUCAAAUAACUACUUCCUCGGGAUUCCACAAAGCAGCCCCUCCUCAACCACCAAGAACCACACCAACUGCAAAUCGGCAGCAACAAACAGGCUCGCGUCCUCCAAUGCCCGUGCCACUCAGAAUUCAGUCCUCUCUGGUAUGAAUUGUGCACUUUGCUAUUACCAAAAUGUUGGUGGCAUGAACACUUCUCUUGUCGACUCGCCUGCUCAGAUGGAGCAUACAAUUUAUAUGCUUUUACUGAAACCUGGCUCAACUGUCACACACUCUCCUCACAAAUUUUUGGAAAUGAGUAUAACGUUUCCGUUCAGACCGUUCAAACCUGACGAGCACCAAAACUACCGGCGGAGGCUGUUCGAGAAGACUACAAAUGCCGAUUAUCGCUGUCGAACAGCUUUGGGUGGAACUUUUCGUUCCUUGGUUUACACUGUUUAUCUGUGUCGUUUACAAGAAGAAGUAUGAUUUGUGGAGAAAAGGAUUUCGAGAUAUUUAUGUUAACGUUCGGUGAGCAAAACAAACAGAUCCAGUGUGCGGUUACCUGAACUGCGAAUGAAAUUGCGCUGCUGGAAAAGGUGUGCAUUUCUAGGGUAGCACUUGCGUAAAAAAUUAGCUGAAGAAGAUCUAGAAUGUCAUGACUGUAUAUGCCUUCACCCCACUUGAAUCCAAAAUGUCGUAAAUGGUGCUCAAUUGAAUUAUACUCGCCUAGAGUGGCUGAUACUAAACAACAGAACCGGAACGGCUGUACUGGCUGCUGAGUUGGACGAGUUAGGAGCUACCAUGGUUCCGUGGUGAGAAGUUGAUCGUGGUGACGAUCGACGGUCGUUUGAUGCGUGUACUUCAGUGUUUGCGCAGCAGUGACCAGAUGCUUCGGUAACCUUGGCGUACACCAGGUAGCGAGGAGAUGUAAUUGCCUGGAGAGCAUGUCUGGGAGACACCGCAUCCACUAUAAACCACAGGACCAGAAAGAACAAGAAUUGGUUGAAAGUUCGAGCGGAGUGAGAAAGGUACGAGCGAUCAGAAAAUUCAUACUUGGCUGGUGAAGAAGUUUGGAAGAGUCUGCAUCCACUAUAAGCGUCAAAGGUGAGCUCAGGCUGCAAUAAUCAUGAAUGUGUCGAGGUGAAUGAAAGCUUCCAUGUUGCUACAGGCGGCGCGUCCUAAUGAUGCAGACCCAGAGAUGAUGUUGUUCCCAAAGGUGAAUUUGAGUGGUCAACGAAAAUCAACGCCGCGUACUAUAACACCGAGGUUCUGGAGAAUGUUGUGGCCCGGCACAUCGAGACCUCUACGGAAACGAUCAUCACGUCUUUCAACAGGAGGGCGCACUUCCACGCGCUUUGUCGGGAGAAUAUCGUGGGAUAUCGUCCAAGCGUUUUGUCGGGAGAAUUUGACUAAUUUUCUCGAUAAGACUUUCUCCCAGCUCCGCCUCCUCCCGGACCUUAAUCCCGGUGACUUUUUUGUAUAGUCGUUCAUGCUGGCCAAGCAGGGCGAACAUAAAGUGAGCACAAUGGACCAAUUUAAAAAGCUCAUUUCCAAGAUCUGGAACGAGAUGCCGAUGGACCAGGGCCGAGCCGCGUACGAUUCUUUUAAGGAACGUCUCAAGCUCGUCAUACAGCACAAAGGGGGAACUAAGUUCACCCUUUGCGAUCCUUUCGCUGAACUUCAGCUUUGAUGUAGCCAAGUGGAAUAAAGGCGUUUCGAAGGCGUUGAUACGAGAAAGAAAGGUCGGAAUGCAUUUAACUCUAUCGACAAUCGGCCUUGAGUUACACUUCCAAAUAAUGAAGGGAUACUUGGGUAGUGCGUAGAGUGCAACCACAAACAUGUACUAUAACGCUUUGCGAAGUAUCAGCUCGAUUGCUAUCUUCAGAGCGUGUACUCUUGCAAUUUGGAUUUUUACUAACGAGUGAUGAGCUCCUUUCUGUAACAUGAGCCAUCAGGAAAACCUUCCAUGAUAAGGACGUCAGGACGUGAAAAAACAUUGUUUUAUCUGCCAUCAACCUGAAGAAAGCAUGAAGCACGUGAUACAAUUGCUUUAACGCAGUUUACAUCAAGCGCCACUACAACGUAGGAUGAAUUGUACAUAGACAGGUGGCGCAUUAGUUUGAUUUGCUAGAAGACGCUGUACCAAGUAGCAGGUAUCAGCCCUUAUCUGUCCUGAAGCUGUCGAGCUGCAUUGAGAUCGCACUGUUCCCAACGAUCUCUCGGAUGCGCUACGACUGAUGUGUAUUUUGUUUGUUAAAAUUCACGAACUGAACAAGUGCUCAUUACUCCUGUAUAUAUGACGUAGCUCUGGAAGAAGAGUUUUCGGAAGCACCAUAUCGAAGAAAGAUCUAAAACGUAUAUCUGUACAUCGGUACUUUGAUGGAUCUCUGUAAUUGCAUAUUUUCAUAUUAAAAUGUCGCACUUGUAUAUAUGGUGUGGUAAUGCAAUAAAACCCCGUUUAUAGAAACAUAUUUGAGUGACAAUUAUUAAAAUAUCGAAAACAUUCUGUUCAUCGAACCAAUGUUAUUUAUUUUUAGAGAGCAACAUUUUGGCAAACAUCCAUGGUUUUCUAUUCUAGCAAUGUACAGUGAUCAAAAUAAUUAUUUUUUCAAUCAUAAAAACAAAAUGAACCAAUAUACUUAAUUGUAGUGUUGUAUAAUUUUUUGUUUUAUCUACCGACGUAAAAAACGAAUGAUUUAUACAAAUGUAAUGUGAUAUGAUUAUGAAGGCACAAUUCUACUUUGAGAAAAAAACACAAAUUCCUCAAUUCCUUGAGUAAUGAAUUCAGAAAUCACCAUAAGUAGCCAACAAGUACGUUGUAAACUGCUACAAAUAAGCUAUGAAAUAAAAUGUUGCAUAAAAAAUGUGGUUCAGUCAAAAAUGGAACCAAGCUUUUUGAACGAAGCAGAAGGGUUUGAAAAUUUACUCACACUCACAUAUUCCCAAUUAUAUAGAAAGCGGAACAAAUCAAAUAUUACAAAACGGACAUAUUAAUAAUAUUUCACUAACAUAUUGAACUUUUUUAUUAUAAUUUAUUUUCUCGUCUCACGAAAUCGUAACAAUAUAUAAAGCAAAGUCUCAAAAUAAACAAAAUGCCACAGCAAUCAGUUUUAGGAAGAAGGAUAUAGUUCUGCUGAACUAUUUCAACACCUUAUAAAUAAAUACAAAAACAGAACAAAGUAUGCUUGUUGAAGAAUGUUAAAAAGCUAGUAUCAUUAAUUCUAUAAUGCAAAGAUUAUAUGAAUUGAGACUAAUUUAGCGGAAAAUUCAUUAGAGACGUAUUAAAAUGCGGAAAUUUCAAGAUCUAUCAAAUUUUACA